AUGAGCAACAGAGUACUAAAGCAGACCCCGGAAGAGAGGCGGAGGGGCGAACUAUCAUUGAGCGAGUUCGCGGAGUACGUCGAGAAAGAGCAGGCGAACCGGUACGGUCGAAAUCCAGUUCGCGAUACCUCCGUUGCGCCUAGUGACAGUGGCUAUUCUACCGCUACCCGUUCUACAGCUGUAGCUGAGGAACAUCCGGAGCUUGAUAUUCUCGACCAGCUAGGCUUAUCGCAAGCUGAUCCUCCGGUCAGGUUAAAAGACCUGCUCGUCGAUGACAGCAAUACCUCGAAGGCGGAAGAUAAGGUACCUCGGCUGGCCGCGGUAGUCAAAGCCCGCCUCGAGGAAGGACAGGGAGAAACUAUUUUUGACCUCGGGCAGGAAGAUAAUGGAGAGUGGAUGGAAUUUAACAAGGAACAAUGGGACUUCGCCCUAGAUCGCCUACGCCAUGCCGCGCAGCUAAACCAGGCUGAUUGUUCUGUACUACUCACUUACAAUGUUGGCGAUGUGGCUGAAGCGGAAACAAAAAACGAGCGCAUCAAAUGUGCUUAUGGUAAAAUUCUCAUUCGACAAAAUGCUGCGACCAUAGAGGAUGUGAUCGAGACAAGAAUAGCCGUUGUUGGGAACGUCGACGCCGGAAAAAGUACGCUUUUAGGUGUUCUUGUCAAAGGAAAGCUAGAUGACGGUCGUGGGAGGGCAAGAGUAAACCUUUUUCGCCACAAACAUGAGAUUGAAAGUGGUCGAACCAGCUCCGUGGGCAUGGAAAUAAUGGGAUUUGAUACUCUUGGUCGGAUUGUGGGACGUGGGCAGCAACGCAAGCAAUCUUGGGAGGAGAUUGGCAAACAAUCAGCUAAGGUGAUCUCGUUCACUGAUUUAGCUGGGCAUGAGCGGUACCUACGGACCACUGUUUUUGGAAUGCUGAGCAGCAGCCCCAAUUAUUGCCUACUCAUGGUAGCAGCAAAUAAUGGGUUAAUAGGUAUGAGUAAAGAGCAUUUGGGAAUCGCUCUAUCUCUGAAUGUCCCUGUUAUGGUUGUCAUCACGAAAAUCGACAUUUGCCCUCCUCAGAUUCUCCAGCAAACCAUAAACCAGCUUACCAGGAUUUUGAAGUCUCCUGGAGCCCGAAAGAUACCCGUCUUUAUAAAAUCCAUAGAGGAGACGGUCAACACCGCAACCCAAUUUGCUAAUCAACGCAUUUGCCCUAUAUUCCAAGUAUCUAAUGUCACUGGAGAAUCCCUCGAUCUAGUUCGGACUUUCUUGAAUAUCCUUCCGCACCAUGGCCACUAUAACCCUGACGCCCCUUUUGAGUUUCUUGUGAAUGAUACAUUUUCGGUCCCGUUUGUGGGUACUGUGGUCUCUGGCGUUGUUAAAUCCGGAGUGGUACACACAGGCGAUGCCGUACUUGUUGGCCCUGAUUCCCUUGGCCAGUUUCGUCAAACAACAAUCAAAUCGAUUGAACGCAAGCGUCUGCCAGUUCAUGCGUGUGCCGCUGGUCAGAGUGGCUCAUUUGCACUCAAAGGUGUGAGAAGAAAAGAGGUGCGCAAGGGCAUGGUGGUUUUACCCAAAUUGGAAAAACCGCCAAAGGUAUAUCGUGAGUUCGUUGCGGAAGUCCUCAUCCUUUCACAUGCGACAACCAUCAAACCGAAGUAUCAAGCAAUGCUUCAUGUGGGAGCGGUAAGCCAAACGUGCGCAAUCAUUGAUCUAGAUCGUGACUUCAUUCGUACUGGCGACCGAGCGUUAGUUGCUUUCAGGUUCAUUCAGCGACCGGAGUUCUUAUCUAUUGGUGAUCGGAUCCUUUUCCGUGAGGGUCGAACUAAAGGCUUGGGAAUAGUCAAAGCUUUGAGCUACGACCCCAACAAUCCUUUGAACAAAAAUGCAGAUACAGUGUCGUGA
Ophidiomyces ophidiicola is the source of this 1887-nucleotide messenger RNA. RefSeq lists its product as uncharacterized. Gene Ontology annotation, biological process: translational elongation. The transcript has 3 exons. Gene Ontology annotation, molecular function: GTP binding; GTPase activity; translation elongation factor activity. The record is from RefSeq and is a predicted model, not a curated record. Bases 1 to 1887 code for a protein of 628 amino acids. Lineage: Eukaryota; Fungi; Ascomycota; Eurotiomycetes; Onygenales; Onygenaceae.